UUUAAAGAAAUUGGAUAAUAUUCUUUUCUAUUUUAUUCAAAUAUUUUACUUUAUUUUCAAUCGUAGAACAUAAAGUCGGAAAAAUUAAUACGUUCUGCUGUUGCAUUUUCCUCGCAGUUGCUGGGGAGAUUUUAGCAUUCCAGACGUUUAAAUGAUAUUUUCAGGAGCACCAAUUUCAGAUCUUGUCUUAUGGUCUGUUUUGUUGUUCAUCUCUCCCUCGGUAUAGACACGUAAUAAGUCCUGUAUCUGUUUUAACAAUAUUUUUAAAAAUGGCGAGGUUCAACUCCGCUCUCGUACUUGGCACUAUUGUCUCAUCAGUAUUGCGAAUAUCAGCUUCCAUACUCGAAGCUAAUCAUAUCCUUUUGUCAAGAGAAGCGGACUAUACCUACCUAGGCUGUUACAAUGACGGAGAUGGCCUCAUUGGCACCAACAACGUCGAUGGCAUUCGAAUGUUCCUAGUCUUCUACGACAACAAUUAUUCUCAAACGACCGAUUCAUGCGCCGCAAUGUGUGUCGGAUAUCAGUAUUUUGGUACUCAGUAUGGUUACCAAUGCGGCUGCGGUGAUGCUAUACCAUCAGCCGUGGCAGCUAAUGAUGAUUGCACCGUGCCAUGUGCGGGCGAUUCAACUGAGACUUGUGGUGGUGGUUGGCAAUAUAGUAUCUACGAAUUCUCGAUUGCCUCUUUGCCAUCCAGCUCCGAGCUGAUAUCUGUCUCCUCAACGAUGCAAGCAAUUCUUCCGAUCUCUUCGCCGUUCUUGCUGGUUACAAAGAGCACAAGGGCAGCCAUACUAAUACUUUCAUCCUCUUCGAACCCAACUAGCGGCACAACGUCUAGCCCGGUAUUUGCAACACCAUCUGCCGUUGUUGCAUCAAACACCACAACACCACAAUCAUCUUCCAAGGCAAUUCUAUCGAUACUUUCGCCUCCACCCAUCAACAACACAAACUCGCCGCCGCUGAUCUCAACCUUUGGGCCCGGGUUUGGAGCAUCAUCUCCUUCGUUCCCGAAUAUGCCUACCUCUACUUGCACAGUAUUGGGAGCCUCAAUGCCGCCGGCACAUUCACCCGGAGUCACUUUAUCCAACUUCACCAUGUCCGGUAAUGGUUUUCGGAAUUCUGAUGCUCGUGUUUUGGCUCUUGUUGCGGCGGGUAUUGCCGGUUUCGUGCUAUAGUAUCAUUAGUUGAGCAUGGAAGCUAUGGUUUUCUCUAUGGAAGGGCG
Messenger RNA from Mollisia scopiformis, 1219 nucleotides. Its product is annotated as WSC-domain-containing protein. The record is from RefSeq and is a predicted model, not a curated record. Lineage: Eukaryota; Fungi; Ascomycota; Leotiomycetes; Helotiales; Mollisiaceae. The transcript has 2 exons. Bases 270 to 1172 code for a protein of 300 amino acids. Gene Ontology annotation, cellular component: plasma membrane.